This is a messenger RNA of Choloepus didactylus (southern two-toed sloth), 3476 nucleotides long. RefSeq names its product ribosomal protein S19 binding protein 1 (gene RPS19BP1). The record is from RefSeq and is a predicted model, not a curated record. Gene Ontology annotation, molecular function: enzyme binding. Gene Ontology annotation, cellular component: nucleolus. The transcript is spliced from 5 exons. NCBI's taxonomy places the organism in Eukaryota, Metazoa, Chordata, Mammalia, Pilosa, Megalonychidae. The coding region runs from base 119 to 709 and encodes 196 amino acids.
GGGAUACUUCCGCCCGCCCACCCCGGAACCUUGUGUUCUUGCCCGGGUUUCCGCCCGGACGGCUGAGGCGGCUAAAGCGAAAGUAACGUGAAGCGUGCGGGCAGAGCUGAACGUAGUUAUGUCGGCGGCUCUGCUGCGGCGGGGUUUGGAGCUGCUGGGGGCGUCUGAGGCACCCCAGGCCGCGUCGGGCGACGCCAAGCGGAGCGGGACUCCGGUGAAGCGGACCCGGAAGGCGAAGGCGACCCAAGCCCGGAAACUGCGGAACUCCGCCAAGGGAAAGGUGCCCAAAUCGGCUCUGGCUGAGUUCCGGAAGCGAGAGUGUCGGGACUACCUCAGAGCAAACCUGAAGUUCAUGACCAGUGCAAGAAGGACCGUGGCUGAAUCCGUCACCCAUCAAGACCCCGUCAUGCACAGCACGACCAGCAGGUGGCAGAGCAGGGCCCGCAUGGCUCAGGGGAGUCCUGGGCCAGAGUCUGAUGGAGGUUGGAAUGGAGCUGGAUCACUGGGCUGUUUGCUGUGGAACACUGCCAGUUACUCGGGAGCCACACCUCUGGGAUUUGGAGAACGGCUUCUGGGCAAGCUCUCCACUUACACUAAAUGUGGACCUAAGAGCUGUGUGUGUGGUGCUGAUCUGCUUUGUGGGGUGUCUUCUGUCUCUGGCACCAAAGGGCCUUCCCUCCCUUCCCCAGCCUCCCAGCAUGUGUCUUAGGAGCUUCAAAUCAAAAAUCCCCCAGCACAGGCAGUCAUCCUGAAAGCUGUUCCCCCAGCGUCUGCUUACCUAUCCCCAGGGUGCCUUCUCCUUUCUCCCCUGGGGAGGCAGCCACAUCAGAAGUGGCCUGUGAAGCCUUUGAGGUAAAAAUAGCACUUGCAGCUGCUAGGGGCUGUCCCAGGGAAGUCAACACCAAGGGCUCGGGAGGGCGGAGGCAGCAUGCCUCAACCUUCCCACCCCAGGGAGGGCAGGGUCUGCUGUUACCAUCAGCAGAGAUUGUUGGCCAGGCCUCCUGUACCCAGGGCAGAAGAGUGGCUAGGUGGAGUCAGGUGCCCUUUUUCUCCUACCUGUGUUAUGUGGGGUGGGGGAGUAGAGGGGGGUCUCGGAGGUAACUUUAAACACACUGAGAUCGGUGCCCGAACAGAAAGGUGGUUCUGGCGCUCCAGCUCACCACCACCAGGAGGCAGAGGCUGGGCCCUCCAGCAGGACAGUGCUGGGGACAGAGGUCAGGGACAGGUAUCUGCAUGCGUGAAUGAAUGAGUGAAUUGUACAGACCAGAGUUGGUCUUUGGGGUAAAAGAGAUAAGCCCUAGAUGCUCAGGAGCCCCUUCAGCAGAGGGGGUUGAGGGGCCUGGUGGAGAAGAGGGCCCAGGAAGCCUUGAGGAGCCUUUGCCUCCCCUGCUCCCCGGCACCCAGCCCAAAGGGCUCCUUGAUCACAGUGGUUCCCGUGGUGUCAUCUGAUGGUUGGCUCAGAUGGGAAAUGACAAUCUGCCAAAAGUGAUGGGGUCCACUGAUGAGCCACUGUCCGGCAGUGGAGGGUUGAGGUGACCUUAGGGGCUGCCUGUUCCUAUUUGUAAGAGGAGGGCUUUCACACACACACACACACACACACACACGUCCCUGGGUUGGAGGUGUCCACACUUAGCAGUCCAGGCCUGUCAUCCCCACCUAGGGGUCACCAAGCUGUCCUUUUUCCAAGGAGCAAGAGCCACAGGGACUGACUUUCCAUUGUAAGUGGGGACAAAAGAGGGUGACCUUAGAACCACAUGAGGCAUGGUCACCAUCAGGUUCCUGUCCUCAGGUGGCCUUGACCUAAGCUGUAGGAAGCACCCACCGGGCACCUGGGUGAAGGCAGGCAUGAGGGGCAGGGCUGUGACUGCAGAGGGGCACUGGCUAACCCCUUUCUCGGCUGUGCCUGUCCCAAAGGAGGGGAAGCUGUCCUGUCCUGCCUCAGAUGGCGCACUCUUCUCCCACCCACUGAGCUUUCCUGGAACCUCUGGGGAGAGAAACUCUGACAUCCAUGGGGGCUCCCUCCCUUUGUCUUUUAAGCAGCUAGCAAGAGGCUGGCUCAGCAGCUCACAGGGAGUUUGCUCUACAGAAGAACAAGCUGACACCAGCCACUGAGCACCAGGGGCCCCUUUCUAACAAAGCCCCACUUGUUCCAUAAUCACCUGGUGGUCCAUGCGGCCUGCCCAGUCCAGCCCACCCACCCUGUGAGGUCUGCCUCUUGGGGUAGAAUGAGAACAGGGCUUCUGCUUCUCUACAAGUUCCCCCACCAAGUCAUAUCUCUACCAAGUGGCAUUAGUGGGGUGCAUGCUCAAGAUGGACUUCAGCAUUCAGCCCUGAGAUUCUGGUCGUCGGUUGGGAUUAGGGCCCAGGAAGCUGUAUUUUAACUAUCAGUUUGGGCAAUUCUGGCACAGGUGGCCAGAGGGCAGGAGGGAGCCCAAGGAAGGCUGGAGGCUGGAGAGGAUGUACUGGGUUGGGGGGUGGGGGUGGAUCAAAGAACAUAAAGGAUGGGGGUUGCUCACCGUGAGCCCCAGGAUCUGGUAACUGACAGGUCAGCUGGAAACAAAGGGUCAGGGUCCAAGAGGACAUUUACCACAUUCAAGCCUGGGUUAAACAGACACAGGAGGAGGCCGCCUUCCCCAGCUUGAGGAAUUGGGGAGGGACAUGAAAGCAUCUGGCACCAUCUAGCAGGGCCCCCUGGAAGUAUUUGUGUCUCAGGUGGUUUGGGGCAGCUGAUGGGUUUGGGCUGAGCUGAGGGGUUGAGGAGUGCUCCCAGUGACCUGCAGGGGUCCCCUCCAAGACCCUGUGGCCUCCGCAGGGGGGUGGGCUGCCCUAGCCACCUGCACGCCCUGGUCCCUUUGUGAUCGGAGGGGUUGACCAGGAGGCCUGCAGGGCAGGGCAGCCACUGGGGCCAGAGCCUCAGCCCCCAGGCCUGCCAGCCCUGCCAGAGUGAGUGUGGAGUACGGGUGAGGGCUUAACUCAGUUCUUCACAGGAGAGUCUCCAGCAGCCCAGCAUGGCUUUCUCCAGGGGAGCCCUCUUAGACAUUCACCAUACCCAUGGGUGUCCCCUUCUUUCCUGCCCCAGUCUUUGCUCAGCCUGUCGCCCAGCUUGGGUGCUCUCCCCAUUCUCUAUACACAUAGUUCCCUGUCCUUCCAGCCCUGCUGCCCCCACUGAGGUUGCCAGUGUUCAACAGUCCCUGGCUUCGGGGAGUCCACUUGCUGUACCCCACUACACACAGUGCUGUAAACUUCCUAAGGAUUGGAUCAGCCCCCUCUCGCCUGCCCUGGGUGGGGCCUGGCACCCGGAUAUGACUGCAGGGACUCUCCAGCUGGCUCUCCCUGAUCCCCAAGGCCUUCCACCCCCCUGCCUCUGUGCCAUUGGAACUCAGGCUGAAAGGCUUCUCAUGCCUAAUAGCCAUGACUGAGCCCACCCUCUGCCAGCAUUAAAAAAAAGAAAGAAAAUAAAAAUUCUGCUCCUUCUC